This is a messenger RNA of Pongo pygmaeus (Bornean orangutan), 4980 nucleotides long. RefSeq names its product hydroxysteroid 11-beta dehydrogenase 1 like (gene HSD11B1L). The transcript has 7 exons. Gene Ontology annotation, molecular function: oxidoreductase activity. Bases 3540 to 4403 code for a protein of 287 amino acids. Gene Ontology annotation, cellular component: intracellular membrane-bounded organelle. NCBI's taxonomy places the organism in Eukaryota, Metazoa, Chordata, Mammalia, Primates, Hominidae. The record is from RefSeq and is a predicted model, not a curated record.
CUGUUUAGGGGUGUGCAGAGGGUCACACGCCCGCUUUGUUCAGAGGGGAAGAUAAGGCCCGCUGAGGUCAAGAAGGGGCCAAUGCGUUGUGCAGAGACUCCCCUCCAUUUCUCCCGCAUUUCGGCCGGGCUGCUUCAACCGUUCAUCUGCCCAUCCAUCCGUCCAUACGUCCAUCCUUCCAUCCAUCCAUCUGCCCCCCACCCGUCUAUCCAUCUGGCCAUCCACCCAUCCAUCCUUCCAUCUAUCCAUCCACACUUCCGUUCAUCCAUCUGACUCCCCAUCCAUCCACCCAUGCGUUCAUCCAUCUGUCCGCCCAUCCACUCACCCAUCCGUUCAUCCAUCUGCUCCCCCCAUCCUUCCACUCAUCCAUCUGUCCACCCAUCCAUCGAUUUAUCUGGCCAUCCACUCAUCCAUCCGUCCAUACAUCCAUGCAUCCGUCCGUCCAUACAUCCAUCCUUCCAUCCAUUUAUGUGUUCCCCCCAUUUAUCCAUUCAUACAUCCAUCCACUCAUCCCUCUAUCCACCCAUACAUCUGUCCGUCCGUCAUCCAUCCAUCCACCCAUCCCUCCUUCUAUCUAUGCAUCCAUACAUGCAUCUGUCCAUCCAUCCAUUCAUCCAUCCAACCCAUCCGUCCACCUGUCUGUCCAUCUGGUCCCACUUCCCCCUGCCGGGUUGCUGCAGUCAGUGUAGAGCUGGGGGUGGAAAGAGGGAUGAGCAGAGAGGCUUCAUGGGCUGUCCCUGGAAGGCGAAAAGGUGGAAGCUCGUUUCUUCCUGUGGGCAUGCCUGGUGUGUCUGGGGAAGGUGAGGAGUUCAUUAUUUUGAGAACUGAACGAUUCAUAGAUGGGGCCGUGGGAGAGGAGGAUAGACGGGUAGUCAGGGGCUAUUCCUGCAGGGCCUCAUGGGGUGCAGUGAGGAGCCUGGUUUCCAUCAGUUGCAGUGGGGACCCCUGAGAGAGUUUGGAGCAGGAAGGGCCAUGGCCAUGUUGCUUUUGACACAGACGCCUUUGGCUGCAUUGACAGAAGAGGCAGGGAGGGAAUGAGUGCGGACAUGGGGAAGCCAGUGUGGAGGUGGGGCAGACCAAAUGGGAGAUGGAAGGGAGGUCAAAGGAAAGAUGGGGGUGGUCAGGCCCGGGGUAGGGUCUAGGAGGGAGGUGACAAUCUGGGAGUCCUGGAGAGAGAGAGGAAGGGACAGCUGGGGAGAGACUGGAGAGGGAGAACUGAUAAGAUCUGAAAACCAUGAGCUCAUGGGGGUGAAAGGAUAAAAGGAGGUGAGGACAAUACCUGGGUCUCCCAUUUAGGGACAGGGGACAGUGGGGCUAUUUCUGUGACGGUGAGCUGGGAAGAGAAGCAGGUAUGGGGUGACAUGCUGAGCCUGGAUUGGGUCCUGCUGGUUCUAAGGGACCCGGAGGUUGUCAAGAGGAGACACCCAGAGGACAGCAGAAGCAAAGAACCUAGGGCUGGACCUACAGAUGGGAGAUUUAGGGACUCCUCCAUGAUCCCCUCCAUCUGGUCUGUCUCAGCUUCCUGGUUCUGGAAGUCCCCUUCCCCUUGUCCCAUUGACUUUUUUUUUUUUUUUUUUUUUUAAGACAGAGUCUCACUCUGUUGCCCAGGCUGGAAUGCAGUGGGGCGAUCUCAGCUCACUGCAACCUCCGCCUCCCUGGGUUCAAGCAAUUCUCCUGCCUCAGCAGGAGACCCCAUCUCUACAAAAAAUACGAUGAUUAGUUGGGCGUGCUGAUGCACCCACCUGUAGUCCUAGCUGCUCCAUUGGCUGGGAUCACAGGCAUGUGCCACCAUGCCCGGCUAAUUUAGUAUUUUUAGUAGAGACCGAGUUUCUCCAUGUUGGUCAGGCUGGUCUGGAACUCCCAACCUCAAGUGAUCCGCCCACCUUGGCCUCCCAAAAUGCUGGGAUUACAAAGUGUAAUCCCAGCCUGGGCAACAAGAGUGAAACUCAGUCUCAAAAAAAAAAAAAAAAAAAAAAACCUGGACUGUUUCUCCCUUUCACCUUCUCCCUGGAGUUAGUGAAUCAGCUCCCACAGCUGAAAUCAUAUCUUCAUCUGGAUGACGCAGGCACCUCUGUCUCCAACCCAGCCCCACGUGUCAAACUCCUUCUGGGUGUCUCCAGAGAGCGAGCUGUCUAUUGGCUUCCUCACCUCUCGCCUCCCACGUACCUCAUAUCACUCCAUGAUCAAUCUGGUACCUAUUGAGCACCUACUGUGUACCUGGCACAGUUUUGGGCCCUGAAGACCCAGUAGUGAACAAAAUAGAAGAUUUCCAUUUCCUUCCUGCCCUUAUGGAGCUGAUGGUCUACAUGGAGAGAAGGAUGGUGGAACGAGUAACAAAUGAUCCUUGGGCUGGGCACGGUGGCUCACACCUGUAAUCCCAGCACUUUGGGAGGCUGAGGCAGGAGGAUCACUUGAGCCCAGGAGUUCGAAAUCAGCCUGGGCAACAUAGUGAGACCCCAUCCCUACAAAAAAUACGAUGAUUAGUUGGGCAUGCUGGUGCACCCACCUGUAGUCCCAGCUGCUCCGUUGGCUGAGGCAAGAGGAUUGCUUGAGCCCAAGAGGUCCAGGCUGCAGUGAGCUAUGGUCACACCACUGCACUCCAGCCUGGGCAACAGAGUGAGACUCUGCCUCAAAAAUAAAAUUAAAAUUAAAAUUAAAAUUAAAAAAAAAAAAAAGGCCCUCGCUUGAAGGAGGUCACUUUUUUUUUUUUUUUUUUUUUGAUACGGAGUUUCGCUCUUGUUGCCCAGGCUGGAGUGCAAUGGCAAAUCUCGGCACACUGCAACUUCCACCUCCCAGGUUCAAGCGAUUCUCCUGCCUCAGCCUCCCAAGUAUCUGGGAUUACAGGCAUGUGUGCCUCAGCCCCCUGAGUAGCUGGGAUUACAGGCACUUGCCACCGCGCCCGGCUAAUUUUUGUAUUUUUAGUAGAGAUGGGGUUUCACCAUGUUGGCCAGGCUGGUCUCGAACUCCUGAUCUCAAGUGAUUUGCCCGCCUCAGCCUCCCAAAGUGCUGGGAUUCCAUGCGUGACCCACCACAUCCAGCUGAAGGAGGUCACUUUUGCACUGAGACUUGAAAGAAGUGAGAGAGCAAGCCAUUGGGUCAUAUCCGGGAACAGCAUUCUAGGCAGUAGGAACAGCCCAUGCGAAGGCCCUGAGGCAGGCUGGUGACUGGCUGGUUUCAAGGAACAGCGAAGGGUCUGUUUUAGUGGAGCGGAGUGAGCAAGGAGGACAGGUCCACGCAGGGUGUUUGUAGCCACCAAGGAGUCUGUUUUUUAUUCUAACUGGAACAGGAAGGAUUUUCAGUCCAGGAAGGGCGAGGUGUGUGGAUGGAGAGGGCUGAGAAGGGUGGAGGGGGAGGGUGCAGGUGUGGUGGUUCAUGGAGCCACCUUGGUGGCCUGGACAGGUGGUGGCUGUGGAGGUGGAUAGGAAGGUGUGGAUCCAAGGCGGUGGCAUCACCAAACACCCACCAAACACGGGUGGCUGUGGGCCAGGCCUGUGCCGGCCACCUCUGUCCCCUGUCCCUCUGCAGGCCCACAGAGGAUCAUGAAGGUGCUUCUCCUCACAGGGCUGGGGGCCCUGUUCUUUGCCUAUUAUUGGGAUGACAACUUCGACCCAGCCAGCCUCCAGGGAGCGCGAGUGCUGCUGACAGGGGCCAACGCUGGUGUUGGUGAGGAGCUGGCCUAUCACUACGCGCGUCUGGGCUCCCACCUGGUGCUCACUGCCCACACUGAGGCUCUCCUGCAGAAGGUGGUAGGGAACUGCCGGAAGCUGGGCGCCCCCAAGGUCUUCUACAUCGCGGCGGACAUGGCCUCCCCUGAGGCGCCCGAGAGCGUGGUGCAGUUUGCGCUGGACAAGCUGGGCGGGCUGGACUACCUCGUGCUGAACCACAUCGGCGGCGCCCCGGCCGGCACGCGAGCCCGCAGCCCCCAGACAACGCGCUGGCUCAUGCAGGUAAACUUUCUGAGCUACGUGCAACUGACGUCGCGGGCGCUGCCCAGCCUGACGGACAGCAAAGGCUCCCUGGUGGUGGUGUCCUCGCUGCUCGGCCGCGUGCCCACGUCGUUCUCCACUCCCUACUCGGCGGCCAAGUUUGCGCUGGACGGCUUCUUCGGCUCCCUGCGGCGGGAGCUGGACGUGCAGGACGUGAACGUGGCCAUCACCAUGUGCGUCCUGGGCCUCCGAGAUCGCGCCUCCGCCGCCGAGGCAGUCAGGGGAGUCACGAGGGUCAAGGCGGCCCCGGGGCCCAAGGCAGCCCUGGCCGUAAUCCGCGGCGGCGCCACGCGCGCGGCCGGCGUCUUCUACCCGUGGCGUUUCCACCUGCUGUGCUUGCUCCGGCGCUGGCUGCCGCGCCCGCGGGCCUGGUUUAUCCGCCAGGAGCUCAACGUCACGGCCGCGGCUGCAGCCUGAGCACCGGGGGGUGCCCCUCCAGUCCCAGACGGCAAUGUUCCUCCCUCCAACUGUCCCUGGAGCCAGAACACUCACAGAGACACCCCUGAGAGGGUGGCCAUAGCCCAAGAUGAAGUCAUCAAGACAGAAAAGCAAAACCCAGAAAAACGACGGGCACCUGGAACCAGUCACAGCUUCAGAGGUGCAGGUGCCCCGUGUUAGGUGCCUUUGUCGGGGACUUGCAAGGCCUCACCUGUUUGGCCAUGAUUGAUGACGUGACUGCUUCCAUUUUGCAGAUGAGGAAACUGAGGCUGAGAGAGGUCACGCCACCCUUGAGCCACCCAUGGACCCCUCUCCAUCUCCUGCCUGCGCCUCUAAGUCCCUGAUUUAUUCUUUCCAUUCAUUCCAUCUGGGAGGAACCCCCCCAACUCCUGCCAGCUUCCCCUAGCUGGGGUCUCUGGUACUCUUCACACCUGCAGGGGCGUCUACACUGUUCGUCUGACUGGUGGCAGGGUCUGAGCUGGAGGAGGAGGGAAAGAGUGUGUUCUGAGCUGGACCCAGCCUCCUGUUUGAGAAUAAAAACUCUUCUUCUCUUGCA